This is a messenger RNA of Salvelinus namaycush (lake trout), 918 nucleotides long. Its product is annotated as gap junction delta-2 protein-like. Lineage: Eukaryota; Metazoa; Chordata; Actinopteri; Salmoniformes; Salmonidae. The record is from RefSeq and is a predicted model, not a curated record. The transcript is spliced from 2 exons. Gene Ontology annotation, biological process: cell communication. The coding region runs from base 1 to 918 and encodes 305 amino acids. Gene Ontology annotation, cellular component: connexin complex.
AUGGGGGAAUGGACCAUACUAGAGAGGCUCCUGGAGGCUGCUGUCCAGCAGCACUCUACUAUGAUAGGAAGGAUCCUACUAACUGUGGUGGUGAUCUUCCGGAUUCUAAUCGUAGCAAUAGUUGGAGAGACAGUCUAUGAUGACGAGCAAACCAUGUUUGUUUGUAAUACCUUACAACCGGGCUGCAACCAGGCUUGCUACGACAAGGCAUUCCCAAUUUCACACAUUAGAUUUUGGGUUUUCCAGAUCAUAAUGGUUUGCACCCCGAGUCUUUGUUUUAUCACAUACUCGGUGCAUCAGUCGGCGAAACAAAAGGAGCGACGGUACUCCACCGUCUUUCUGACCCUGGAUAAGGAUCAAGAUUCAAUGAAACGAGACGACAGCAAAAAGAUUAAAAACACCAUUGUGAAUGGAGUACUUCAGAACACAGAGAACUCCACCAAAGAAGCCGAGCCCGACUGUUUGGAAGUCAAAGAUAUCCCCAAUUCCGCCAUGAGAACUACUGGGAAGUCUAAAAAGAGUCGGCAAGAGGGUAUCUCGAGAUUUUACAUAAUUCAAGUGGUUUUCAGAAACGCGCUGGAAAUAGGGUUUUUAGUGGGUCAAUAUUUCUUGUACGGAUUCAAUGUCCCAUCGGUGUACGAGUGUGAUCGUUACCCCUGCAUAAAAGAUGUAGAGUGUUAUGUUUCCAGACCAACAGAGAAGACCGUGUUUCUAGUCUUCAUGUUCGCGGUCAGUGGCUUUUGUGUGUUGCUGAAUCUGGCAGAACUCAAUCAUUUGGGGUGGAAGAAAAUCAAAACGGCGGUGCGAGGAGUUCAGGCGAGGCGGAAGUCCAUUUAUGAAAUCAGAAAUAAGGACUUGCCUAGAAUGAGUGUGCCUAAUUUCGGUCGCACUCAAUCCAGUGACUCUGCUUAUGUGUAG